UAGGAGUCGGCCUAUUUAUUUUACUUUUCCGUACUACACGAUAAGGCUACAAGCGCUGCCAGCCCAGGGUUGAGGCGGAAAAGGCUAUCUUCGGCCGUGGUGGUGCUCCCCGCCCGAAAAGUUUUUUAAGCCCCCCGCGGUGCCAAAUUCAUUCCAGUCUGGUUUGAACCGCUGUCCCAGUAGCAGCCCUAGGAGGAUAGCAUGUCACGAGCCAGAGGAUGGCACUGUUUACCUGUCCUGCUUGCGGUGCUGGGGGCCGCCCGAGUGCAGAGUGCCCGGUGCCCCUUCACCAGGCCCGCGUUCUGCAACGCCGAGUCCAACCAGUACCGGACGUUCGACGGCUCCUGCAACAACCAGGUGGACACCACCAUGGGCAAGUCCAACACGCCGCUGCUCAGGGUCCUGGAGCCCAACUACGCCAACGGAAUCCACUCGCCCCGGAGAACCAACUCGAACCAGAUCCUGCCGAGCGCGCGCCGCAUCGUCACGACCCUGCUGCAGGACAGAGACGUCCCCAGCAAGGUGUCCAACAUCAUGGUCAUGACCUGGGCGCAGCUGGUGUCGCACGACGUCUCCCGCAUCCAGGCUUCGUUCCCCCGCCCCAACAGCGCGUGCUGCGCCGUGACCAACACGACGGACUCGUGCGACCGCAUCCCGGUGCCGGCGGACGACUCGUUCUACUCGCGCUUCGGCGUGCGGUGCAUCGGCGUGGACCGUUCCGCGUCCGCCCCCUGCAGGACUGCGGCGCACGAGCAGACGAACCUGGUGACGCACUGGCUCGACGCCUCCUUCGUGUACGGCUCGGACCAGCACGUCGCCCUGCACCUCCGUGAGCGGCGCGGCGGCCGCCUCCGCACCCAGUUCAUCCAGGCCGACGAGUUCCUCCCCCGGGGGGCCAACGGCGGCAUGGAGGCAGGUGACGGGCGGGUCACCAUCACCCCCAUGCUGGCCGCACUGCAGACGCUGUUCAUGCGGGAGCACAACCGCGUGGCCAGGAGGCUGGCCAGCGUCAACCUCGACUGGUCCGACGAGGAGCUCUUCCAGGAGGCCAGGCGCAUCGUGAUCGCCGAGUGGCAGCUGCUCACCUACCGGGACUGGCUGCAGUGGCUCAUUGGGACGGAUGUGGUGCAAAAGGAAGGCCUGCUGCCCUCGCUGCGCUUGGGCAGCGCGGACUACGACCACACGGUGGACGCCACGACGGCGAACGACUUCACCUCGGGGGCCUAUCGGAGCUUCCACUCCAUGAUCGCCAACGACGUCUGGUUCACGGACGGCAAGGACUCGCGGCCGGAGCGCCGCCUGCUGAGCGACGUGACCGCGGACGCCAUCCUCCACCCCGUGUCCUUCAAGCGCACCGUCCUGGGCUUGGUGUACCAGCCGCGCCAGCGCCAGGACCAGUUCAUCGCGGAGGAGAUCACCAACAAGAUGUUCCGCGGGCGCAACGCCUUCGGCAGCGACCUCAUGUCCGUGGACAUCCAGCGCGGCCGCGAGCACGGCCUGCCCAGCUACAACGAGUACCGCGAGCACUGCCGGCUGCGGCGCGCCGAGAGCUUCGACGACUUCAACGACACCAUCUCCGCCGAGAACAUCGCGCUGCUGCGCAAGGUGUACGACAACCACGACGACGUCGACUUCCUGGUCGGGGGGCUCCUGGAGCAGAUCGACGAUCGCAACCCGCUCGCCACGAUCACAUCCCCCACCUUCCGGUGCGUGAUCGUCCAGCAGUUUAAGCGAUGGAAGAGGGGCGACCGCUUCUUCUUCGACCUCAACAAGCGCGAGUUCGGCUUUUCGCCAGCCCAGCUGCAAGAGCUCCGCAAGGUGACCAUGUCGCGCCUCAUCUGCGACAACACUCCCGGCGUCACCACGAUCCCGGACGACGUGUUCCUCAACCUCGGCGUCCUAGGCAACCACGAGGUGUCGUGCAGAGACCUGCCCUCCAUGGACCUGCGGGCGUGGCGAGGCCGGCCGCCCAAGUCGGGGUGACCUGCCGCCCAUCACCAGUCCUGCCACCCGUGUCCGCCGUGCCACCCGUGUCCGCCGUGCCACCCGGGUCCGUCCUGCCACCCGGACUGGUCGUCCCGUCGCCAAGGAUCCAUCUCUUCAGGACUGUCCCAUUCCUCCUGACGCUCUUCGGUCCCAUCCUUGUAUUCCUUCCAGACAUCGAAAUUCACUUUCGGGAGGCUUUCGCACGGGACAUUUUCAUUUCUGUUAAUAGAUUUAGCAAAAAACAAUUGUAAACAAAGUAUGAGGCAUAAAAAUAGAAAAAAAGCAAAACUA
This is a messenger RNA of Frankliniella occidentalis (western flower thrips), 2277 nucleotides long. Its product is annotated as peroxidase-like. Gene Ontology annotation, biological process: response to oxidative stress. The coding region runs from base 202 to 1983 and encodes 593 amino acids. The record is from RefSeq and is a predicted model, not a curated record. NCBI's taxonomy places the organism in Eukaryota, Metazoa, Arthropoda, Insecta, Thysanoptera, Thripidae. Gene Ontology annotation, molecular function: peroxidase activity; heme binding. The transcript is spliced from 13 exons.